Leptosia nina is the source of this 1071-nucleotide messenger RNA. The record is from the annotation of a GenBank genome assembly. NCBI's taxonomy places the organism in Eukaryota, Metazoa, Arthropoda, Insecta, Lepidoptera, Pieridae.
AUGGAUUCCGAAGCCUUAUUAGCUAGAGAAAAUGAAUUUAAAAAACUCAACAAACAAUUGGAAAAGAAAACAGAAUUAUUAAUGAAGCAAAUUGAACAGGUUAUGCAAAAGCAAGAUAUAUUUUCUGAAUUUUCCGGCAGUCUGUCGAAACCAAAAGAUAGACACACAAAAACGCACUGUUGUGACAUACCAGAAGUCACUACACCAGAGAAAUUUGAAGCACCCAAAAAAGUUAAUAAAAAGCAAAUCGGUAACACAAAGCAAAGUGAUUAUUCUGAAACACCAGUUAAGAAUCCAAUUGAAACAAAUGCAAAUUUAAAAUGUGCCACAAAUGUUUGUGAAUGGUGUAAUUUAAGUUCUAAGGUCAAGAGAAACAAUGAUUUAGACUUUUUGUAUGCUUUUGUGUCCGUUAACGUUAAGGAGAAUGUAUUACCACAGUCUUUUUUAAAAGACCAAAUAACGGUGGAGAAUGUUUGUAAAUUCCUCUCAGCCAAGGUCAAACUGAUGCAGGAACAAAUAGACCAACUUCAGGUCACUAUUAACAAAAUGAGCAAACAAUGCGAUAGUCACAUGAACCAACUGGCUGGGCUGGAGAGUGAGAGGAUGUCUUUGAUAAACAAAGCAAAUAAUUUGCGUUCAGAAUCUGUAGAUGUUAAGGCAAAAUAUGCUGCCCUGACAAAUAGAUACAAUGAAAAAGACCGCCUUCACAGGGAACAGCGUAGUUCAGCGGACAGACUGAGCACGGAGAUUAAAAGUCUGAGAUGCAGAAACGCGAAUUUAGAAGCCAGGUGCGCGGCACAAGAUGAAAGUUUGGCAGCUCUCAAACAACAAUUAGAAACAGCUAGACUAUCUGAAAAGGACUUUCGAGACGCCACACGCAACCUUUCCGCUUCCCACCAGAACGCCAUCUGUCGGCUAGAGGCGAAAGUGAAAUGCCUAUCUACCCGCAUAGAAAAACAAGAGGCUCUCAUAGACAACCUAAAGAAACAAAACGCGUUGCUCGCAACAGAGGGCGCUUUGAAAGCUUUGGAAAAGGAUUAUAAUGAAUUGUUGAAUUCAGACUUUCAGUAA